AUGGGCGCCUCGGAGUCGAAACUUGUCUUCAAGCAAGGCAUCUUCCGCUUGUAUGAGGACCAAAACAUAUCCGCAGAUGAUCCUUUCUGGAUAAAGUUCUGGGAGCUACCUGAAUCUACUGAAGACGUCUUCAGUUUGUUCACUCCGACAGACAUACGCCGUGUCCGCGAUUCGUCCUUAGCCAACCUCGAAACACUUCUCCUCGCUAUUUGCUCUCGCCUGAUCGUCUUGAAGAAUCACCCUUCAUUUCCCGAUCCCGAAUUUGCUCCAGACACCAAUGCAUUGAACUGCAUUCGCAUCUUGACGAGAAUCCUUCCGUUCGUAUAUGAAGCAGACCAUCUCGAGGAAUGGGAGGAACAGUUCUUUUGGGCGCCUCGCAAGAAGAAGACACGCCAGGCACAGGUCGCGUCAGAGGUUCUCUUUGACGAAGCCCAAGGAGAGACGGAUAAUGCCCAAACUCAGCCCAGAGUUGACGGCCGCGAAGAUGCGAAACCUUUGGCAGAGGAGCUGAUAGAUACUCUUACGGAUCUUCUAUUCUAUACCGGCUUCACUAUUCCAAAACUUGCCUCAUCAGAGGGGAAAGUGUCGUACGCAAUAUGGCAAAGUGGAGUUGGAUGCAAUACAUCGAUGGUCUCGACCAAGGAACAUGAAAACAAUCGCAUGGAGAUAUUGAGACUUCUGCUCACUCUGACCGGCAAAUCCAUGUAUAUGUCUCCAACCCUCCUUCCGGUUAAGGGUGUCAAAGCCAUCACAUACCUUGCUACGUGCUCUGAUAAGCAGAUUGUUCUGACCCUCCUCUGCUCAUUAUUGAAUACCACGAUCAAAUAUAAUCCGGCUAUAUGGAGGGUGCCAUACGAUCAUGUCGUCUGGAAAGACUCGAAGCAAAUUCUAGUCAUUUACUGUCUACAGCUACUGCUGGUUAUUCUACUAUACCCUAUCCCGGAGGACGGGCGUGGCGCGCCUCCUAAGAACUAUUAUCGUCAUUACUUUGGAAGACUUCAUCGACCACAAGAUUUUCAGUUCCUUGUUGAGGGCAUGACGAGAAUCCUUAACCAACCAAUGCAAGUAACGAGUUCAUACCUCCCCGGCAGUCAAAAAUCCGUCAAAUGGGCCCCUGAAAUGCUUAUGUUAUUCUGGGAAGCGCUGCAGUGCAAUAAGCGGUUCAGAGCUUUUAUCAUUGAAUCUAAUCGGUCUCAUGAUUUUGUCAUCCUUUGCAUUUUCUAUGCAACUGAGUAUCGGAACGACCCUUCGAAACAAGGAAUGGUGAAGAUGUGCAUAUUCAUUCUCCAGACUCUGAGUGUCGAAGUCAGCUUCGGGAAACGUCUAAAUAUGAAGUUUGAGGCUCAAGAUACCUUGCCGACGAGUAUACGUAUUGCUGGAUUUCGCGGUACUUAUGCCGACUAUCUCAUUAUCUCAAUACAUACUUUGAUGACCAGCAGCAAAGGAAAGCUCGAUGCUGUCUAUCCUGCUCUCAUGGCUAUUCUGAAAAAUAUUGGGCCAUACGUGGAGCGAUUGUCCUCGACUGCUUGCUCGAAAAUACUACAACUUUUCGCUUCCAUGUCAUCCCCAAGCUUUUUGCUUGCGAAUGAAACGAAUAACUACCUUCUUUCGGCCUUGCUUGAAUUUAUGAAUGUGGUUUUAGAGCAUCAAUUCACGAGAAACCCUUUCCUGGUCUAUGGUAUAUUGAAAACGAGGAAAAAGUUCGAAUCUCUACGUACAUUUACGCUAGAAAGCGGACAACAGGAAAUAGAACGUCAGAACCAACUCAAAAAAGCGGCUUCUUCAACCGAUGGACUCACUGGUUCGGCGUCUCAGUCCAUGGAGGACCUACGAAGGUCCAGUGGUGCGCGAUCCUCAUUGACUCACAUUCCAGAAGAGAACAGUCCAUUCGCUAUUGGAGGUGACGACUCUGAGGAUGAAGGCGAGAUUCCAACCACUCCUUCCCAAUCAUCUCCUUCCCUACGGAACUCACGCGCACCCUCAAUAUCGUCCUCUCUUGAUGACAGUGUACCAUUACAGGUCAGAGGAAUGUCUGAAAAGGCUAGGGGCAAGAGGCCGGCUGGUCAGAUGGGCUUUUCUCGACAGAACAGCUUGACCAGUUUAAGCAGUUAUUCCGCUACGAUUCAUUCUACGGCCGCUUCUUUUAUCCCGACGGCUGCAUGGAUCGAAUCUUGGGUAGUGGAACUCCCAUUGCAUACUAUCCUGACUAUCAUCUCGUCGAUUCUACCUCACAUACCCGAUGCCGCCUUACAAUCAUCUUCGAACCCUGAAGCCAGAACCUUGAUCAACAACCUCCCCACUUUCGCCGAAGAGCCCAAUAUACGCGCUUUACUAGCGGAACCAUCUGCAAUAAAGGUCCACUCCUUCGAAUGGUCUGCACUCGCCUUGGGCUGGUACGAAUCACUACUCUGGGGCUUCAUCUUCUCAAGUGAGAUGCUCGUUGGAUCAGCAAGUAACUCCACGCCAGGCUCAGUGGGCGUUUGGAACGGAACAGGAAUCAAGCUCUUCAAAGUCCAGGAAACAGCCGCUCAGGGCCCGUCGCUGCUGGCUCCAAAGGGCGCCGUUGACGCCGUAGGUAGCAACCUCGUUAACCGGAUAGGUAAUUUGAGGCUGCCUGGACGAAGUAACACUCAGGAUAGUUCGAACGGUGUCCAUUCGCCAAGCACCCGAGAGGUCUGAACUCGUUUGAUUGAAUUGUAUGAAUGAUGCAUAUCUUUUGAGUUUUCAGCCACGCGGGCGUUAUAGUUAUUUUAGGUAUUGUAAAGCGCCAUUCUAUUCGAACAUAUUAGUGAGGUAUAUACUUAGUCCAUCUUGAUUUCAUUUCGUCCCGUACGGCUGUGUACUUCGGUCUCAAAGCCCUUCCCUAG
Molecule: messenger RNA, 2867 nt
Organism: Talaromyces stipitatus ATCC 10500
Lineage: Eukaryota; Fungi; Ascomycota; Eurotiomycetes; Eurotiales; Trichocomaceae
Exons: 8
Coding region: 1-2679 (892 amino acids)
Cellular component (GO): Golgi medial cisterna; Golgi trans cisterna; membrane
Source: RefSeq, a predicted model, not a curated record